Messenger RNA from Seminavis robusta, 1879 nucleotides. The record is from the annotation of a GenBank genome assembly. Lineage: Eukaryota; Bacillariophyta; Bacillariophyceae; Naviculales; Naviculaceae.
CCUGAAACACCAUCGUGCUACCGGUAGUAAUCCGUUGUCCAGAAAGACCAAGCAGUUUGAAACCAUGGCACAUCCUCCUGCUGCCAGCCGCCGUUCCACUCGAAAAUGUCAAUCUCCAGUCCGCCUUGGCUUCGACGACGAUGGAGCAGAGGAAAAGAACAAGCGGCAGAAAACUACACAUGGGUCCGGAAACAAAAACAGCGCUUUGCUAGAAGCACUUCCGGAAGAAAUUAUCCAAAGAAUCAUCUGCGAAGAUCUCGCCGACGUCUCGAAUCACUUUUCAUUGCAAUCAACGAACAAAUUGUUCUAUAAACUUUCCAGGUCGGCAGAAGGGCGCAAGAGCUUGAAGCUUCUUGAUGGCGAAAACUCCACCUUCCCUCUGAAACCCUCAGAGCUUCUCCCUUAUGCCAACAACAAUAACAUGGACGCCAUCUAUCUGUUGGCAAUGAUAGCAGUGUACGUGGAAGACGACCUCGAAGUUGGGUUUUCUUUACUAGAACGAGGAGCCCGUGAUGGCCACAAUUUAGCCAAGCACGAGUUGGGCAUCCUGCUCAAGCGUGUAAGCAAAACCGCUGGUAACGUUGAGGAAUAUCUCAAAGCAGGACAAGAGUUCAUCAAUGAAGCAGCAGCGGCGGGGCUGGCCAUUUCUGCUCUUGAAAAGAAUCAGCAAAAUCGACAGUUGAGAGAGAAAGCUGGAAAGGAAGUGGUUGCUACGCUACCUUUGAUGGAUCUGGUCGCCCAAAAGCCGCCGGCUCCACGACCCAAAUGGCAGUGGACAUCCUGCUCAAAUCCGUCAUGUAUGCGCGGCAGCUAUAUAAUAACUCCUCGCUGCAGGCGGUGGUUGGCAUUGAAGGACCACUCGGAGGAUUGGAAAUCGUGCCGUUCUUUGGUUCAGUCCUGUGGCAUGCAAUCUGCUUAUUUCUGCCCUGAAAGUCCCUACAGCCUGAAUAGCAUCCCCUUGUGUGCUGGUUGUCGGGAGACUCCAUAUUGUAGCAGAAGUUGCCAGCGUCUAGACUGGCCUCAGCACAGAAGAGAGUGUUCGUUCUGACGAGGAACAACAUACAUGUGAGAAACAUAUGAAUGGAAACAGGGGGGAAAAGAAGAAUGGUUCCUAUCGGCGCAGUCAGUUUCAGGCGGUACCGGUACCGUCUGUUGUGCAGGUGGGCGGAUUGCUGGGUCAAUAAUAUUAUAUACGGUAGCACGAUGCUAUCAAUCAACAAUGGCAGUAAGAAGUUUGAUUGGCUGUUUCUAAAAAGUUCGGAAAAUGCUAUGGAGAUGGGCCUUCUCUUCUGUUCUUCCUCGCACCGUAGGGGAUACGAUUACGUCCUUUGAAGCCGCCCAGCUAUGAUAGCCACCGCGAAAGGGCCUAAUAGGAGUGUUACAUUUAGUUUGUUCAGUACCUACAUCAAUUGGCUUGGCCCUAGUGGUCAUCAUAAGUACUGAGUAGCCUUUAGGCCCAGCUUGGGUAAUGGGGUUGCAGAGCUUCAAAACUAUUCUCUGUCAUUUUGAAGAUCUCUCGAUGCAAACUUGAGGGCCCAGCAAUCAUCUUGGACGGCUGCAAGCACAAUUUCCUCGCUGGCUUUCACCUGAACUGGUGGUUCUUCGAGAGCCCUUUUUUGUACCGUCGAGUCGAGAGCCAAUGUUCCUGCUCCACUGCGUUCAUUGCACUAGCUACAAAUUUUGGUCAGCUGUGGCUACAACAGGAGAAUAGGGAGUUGUGCGCCUUGCCAGAGGAUAUGAUAGAUAACGCCAAUAUGCCAGGGAUCCAACGGUGCUUGCUAACUUCGCUUUGUCAUACCAUACUCUAAAUCCCCUACAGUCGUACUGUAUGCAUACAGCAAUCGUGGCCGCUCUGCUGGUUGCUUCAAUUGUUCCGACA